AUGGAGAAGGUAGGUGCUGAUGUGAGAGACAUUGGACAUGGAAGAGGAGGAGGAGGAACCAUGGAGAAGGGAGGUGCUGAUGGGAGAGACAUUGGACAUGGAAGAGGAGGAGGAGGAACCAUAGAGAAGGGAGGUGCUGAUGGGAGAGACAUUGGACUUGGAAGAGGAGGAGGAGGAACCAUGGAGAAGGGAGGUGCUGAUGGGAGAGACAUUGGACAUGGAAGAGGAGGAGGAGGAACCAUAGAGAAGGGAGGUGCUGAUGGGAGAGACAUUGGACAUGGAAGAGGAGGAGGAGGAACCAUGGAAAAGGAGGUGCUGAUGGGAGAGACAUUGGACAUGGAAGAGGAGGAAGAGGAACCAUGGAGAAGGUAG
Nilaparvata lugens (brown planthopper) is the source of this 372-nucleotide messenger RNA. Its product is annotated as ctenidin-3-like. The transcript has a single exon. The record is from RefSeq and is a predicted model, not a curated record. Lineage: Eukaryota; Metazoa; Arthropoda; Insecta; Hemiptera; Delphacidae. Bases 1 to 372 code for a protein of 123 amino acids.